AGAUUACUGGUCACGUGGUGUAAGCAGGCUUCUGAAUGAUUUAAAAGGCUCUCGCCUCCCACCGCCUCCUGGUGAUGCGCGAGAUGCUACUGCUGCUGAAGAGAGAGAAGGAGAAGAGAGAGAGGGAAGAGAAAGAGAGAGGAGAGAGAGGCAGAGAGAGCGAGUAAGGGAGAGCGAGAGAGGAGAGAGAGAGACUGCAACAGCAGCCGACAUGGAGCUCGAGCCUUUCCGGGGGACAGCGAGCAUCCUCUAAUCUGCCAGGGUCACGGUAGAAUACAUUGACACCUGAGACAACAGAGAACAUAUCACCAUGAAGCACUGCUGACACCCCCCUCACCUGACUACCAGAGAGAAGACACUUUCUUCCUCCCAUCCUCUCUCCCACUCAGCCCAUCUUCACAAGGAUAAACGUUAUUUACGAGAGUGGGAAAGUAUGUCAGGCCUGCGUGGUAAGCUGCAGCGUGUCCAGUGGCGGGCAGGAUGGCACACCUUCACCUCCAGAGUCCUCAGGACCAAACCAGUAGAGAGCAUGUUGGACUCUGGGACAGGUGGUACCAGCAGCCAUGGCACCAAACUAGCGAGGGUGUUGUCCACGGUAGACCUGGUGUCACUAGGGGUGGGCAGCUGCGUUGGCACGGGGAUGUACGUGGUCUCUGGGCUGGUUGCUAAGGAGAUGGCCGGACCUGGCGUCAUCGUCUCCUUCAUCAUCGCUGCUGUCGCCUCUAUACUGUCAGGAGUGUGUUAUGCUGAAUUUGGGGUUCGCGUUCCCAAGACAACAGGCUCAGCCUACACCUACAGCUACGUGACAGUGGGGGAGUGUGUGGCCUUUUUCAUUGGCUGGAACCUGAUCCUGGAGUACCUGAUUGGUACAGCCGCGGGGGCGUCGGCUCUCAGCAGCAUGGCGGACUCACUAGCCAAUAAAAGCAUCUCUACGUUUAUGACUACACACAUCGGAACACUCAACGGCCUGGGUAAAGGAGAGCAGUCGUACCCAGACCUCCUGGCCCUGCUGAUAGCAGUAAUAGUGACAGUGAUCGUGGCCCUGGGGGUGAAGAACUCAGUAGGGUUUAAUAAUGUGUUGAAUGUGAUCAACCUGAUGGUGUGGGUCUUCAUGAUGGUGGCCGGACUCUUCUUCGUUAACGGACACAACUGGGACGAUGGAAGGUUCUUACCCUUCGGGUGGUCAGGGGUGAUGCAGGGAGCGGCAACAUGUUUCUAUGCCUUCAUAGGGUUUGACAUCAUCGCUACAACAGGAGAGGAAGCCAAGAGCCCCAACACCUCUAUACCCUAUGCUAUUACUGUUUCCCUCAUCACCUGCCUUACUGCAUACGUCUCUGUAUCAGUGAUUCUGACUCUGAUGGUUCCCUAUACAGAGAUCGAUGCAGACGCUCCUCUGAUGGAGAUGUUUGCUGUACAUGGCUGUUAUUUUGCUAAGUACAUAGUAGCAGUAGGCUCUGUAGCUGGCCUGUCUGUCACUCUGGGCUCUCUGUUCCCCAUGCCACGAGUCAUCUACGCUAUGGCUGGAGACGGACUGCUGUUCAGGUUCCUGGCCCAUGUGUCUCCCUACACUGAGACUCCAGCGGUGGCAUGUGUUGUGUCUGGCUGUCUGGCUGCUCUCCUCUCUCUCCUCGUCUCCCUACGAGAUCUCAUAGAGAUGAUGUCCAUAGGAACACUACUGGCUUACACACUGGUUAGUGUGUGUGUGUUGUUGCUACGCUACCAGCCAGAAUCAGACAUCCACGGCUUUGUGAACUUCCUGUCUGAGGAGCAGUCCAAUAAGAAGAAGGAGGGCGUGUUAGCUGAGUGUGAGAAGGAAGUGUGCUCUCCAAUCAGUGAAGUAGAUGACUACGGAGGACCUCAAACUAACACCUGUGGAGCUAAGAAUCUCCCUCGCUAG
Oncorhynchus keta (chum salmon) is the source of this 1897-nucleotide messenger RNA. RefSeq names its product probable cationic amino acid transporter. The record is from RefSeq and is a predicted model, not a curated record. Gene Ontology annotation, cellular component: plasma membrane. Gene Ontology annotation, molecular function: amino acid transmembrane transporter activity. NCBI's taxonomy places the organism in Eukaryota, Metazoa, Chordata, Actinopteri, Salmoniformes, Salmonidae. Gene Ontology annotation, biological process: amino acid transport; transmembrane transport.